This is a messenger RNA of Sordaria macrospora k-hell, 471 nucleotides long. RefSeq lists its product as uncharacterized. The record is from RefSeq and is a predicted model, not a curated record. Lineage: Eukaryota; Fungi; Ascomycota; Sordariomycetes; Sordariales; Sordariaceae. Gene Ontology annotation, biological process: DNA damage tolerance; protein K63-linked ubiquitination. Gene Ontology annotation, cellular component: nucleus.
AUGGCGGUUGCUCAGGUGCCCCGCAACUUCAAGCUCCUCGCUGAGCUGGAGAAGGGCGAGAAGGGAAUGGGUGCAGGUGCCUGCUCCUACGGCCUCGAAGAUCCCGAGGAUAUCCUCAUGACCCACUGGACCGGUACCAUCUGGGGUCCCCCUCACGGCCACCACGAGAACCGCAUCUACGAACUCAAGAUGGAGUGCGGCCCCAACUACCCUAAAGAGCCCCCCAUUAUCCACUUCGUUAGCCAGAUCAACCUCCCCGGUGUUAGCCAAACCGACGGCCGCGUCGACCCCAACUACGUCGGCAUCCUCCGCGACUGGACUCGCAUCUCCGCCGAACUCUCGAGGAACCCCCGCCCGAAAGAGGACCCCUUGAGCCUCGAGGCUGCCCUCAUUGCUAUUAGGAAGUAUAUGGAAGAGCACAAGAAGCUCCCGCAGCCUCCCGAGGGCUCCAAGUACCCCAUGUACAAGUAA